Drosophila elegans is the source of this 3432-nucleotide messenger RNA. Its product is annotated as serine/threonine-protein kinase PLK4. Gene Ontology annotation, molecular function: protein serine/threonine kinase activity; ATP binding. Bases 553 to 3210 code for a protein of 885 amino acids. Gene Ontology annotation, cellular component: nucleus. The record is from RefSeq and is a predicted model, not a curated record. NCBI's taxonomy places the organism in Eukaryota, Metazoa, Arthropoda, Insecta, Diptera, Drosophilidae. The transcript is spliced from 9 exons. Gene Ontology annotation, biological process: intracellular signal transduction; positive regulation of apoptotic process; protein phosphorylation.
UACAAGAGAGAGUCGAUCGACCAUUUCUCUCAGUGCCGCAGUUAUCAGCCGAAAACACAUUUAUAACCACAAAGGAACACACAUACGCCGUAUUGGCAAAAGGCAAAAACAGCAGAAACAGCAGCAGCAAAAACAGCUCAAAUCAAAUAAUGUUCGGCCAGGCCAAAACAGUUUGAGGCAAAACGCUCGCUCGCGAUGACACAAUAGCUGAAUAGUGGCGCUGGCGAACGAAUUUUGCGCUAAUAUCAAGCAUACGCAACGUGGUGCGCGGCCGACCAGCUAUAAAUAAAGAAUCGUUCUUUUGUGCCAUUUUUUAAGUGCGCAAAACCAAAUAUUUUCGAGAUCCCAUGCAAUAAGUGAAGUGAAGCUAGCACGCAAAAUGUUAAGUGAUGAAUAAUUAUAGAUGCCAUUAAGUAUUGUGGAAAAAAAAGCAAGUAAACAGCAAGCGUCAAAGAAUAAGUGUAAAGAAAAUAUAGUGGAAAAUUUGGUAAAACCAGCAACUGCACAACGGGUCAACGUUUGCGGAAUAUUAGCGGCAAGCGACGCAGCAAUAUGAUCUAUAUAGAUGACUCAGAGCCGGAAGGUGUUUUGGAACCGGCGUUUCCCAUGCGCGAUGUGACCAUAAAUCGCAACGUCGAUGCCCAUAAACUUUACGAUGUGCUGGGCGAGGUGGGUCGGGGCAAAUUCGGGACGGUCUACAAGUGCAGGGACAAAUCGAAUGGCCUGCAGCUGGCGGCCAAGUUUGUGCCGAUUCCCAAGCGCGAGGACAAGCGGAAUGUGGAGCGGGAGGUGGAGAUUAUGAAUUCAUUGCAGCAUCACCUCAUUAUACAAUUGUACGCGGCAUACGAAUAUCAGAAAAUGAUGUGCGUCGUCCUGGAACUCAUUGAAGGUGGCGAACUCUUUGAUCGUGUGGUAGACGAUGAGUUCGUCCUGACCGAAAGAGUCUGCCGCGUCUUCAUACGCCAGGUGUGCGAGGCCAUGGCUUUUAUCCACGGCAAUGGCAUAGUCCAUCUGGAUCUGAAGCCCGAAAAUAUUCUGGUACUCACGCAGAAGGGCAAUCGCAUCAAGAUCAUUGACUUUGGACUAGCACGUAAAUUUGAUCCAGAUAAACGACUCAGGGUUCUCUUCGGCACCCCAGAGUUUGUGGCGCCAGAAGUGGUUAACUUUGACUGCAUAUCCUAUGGAACAGAUAUGUGGAGUGUCGGUGUUAUAUGCUAUGUGCUCAUCUCAGGACUGUCGCCUUUCAUGGGCGAGAACGACAUUGAAACAAUGUCAAACGUAACCAUUGCGAAAUACGAUUUCGAGGAUGAAUGCUUUAAUGGCAUAUCCCCCGAGUGUCUGGAUUUCAUAGCCAAGCUGCUGGCAAAGGACCUGGGCACCCGGAUGACAGCCGCCGAGUGCAUGAAGCACAAAUGGCUUCAGCAGCGGCCGGCCACCGCCGCCACAGCCACGCCCAUCACAAAGGCCGCCUCCGCGGCGUCCAAGUCGCGCCUGAAGUCGGUGUCUCCGGUGACGGCUCCCUCGGAAUCCUCCGAGGACUCCACGGAAACCAUCGAGGACGACGACGAGGAGGCGCAGGUGGGUGUGGAGGUGGAGCAGGCCAAGCAGGAGGAGGACCAGCCGGAUGAGGAGCUGGCCAAGCUCUGCAGCGCCGCCGAACUGGAGAACAAAGAGCUGGAUGACACGAAGGACAACCUGAAGAACUUCAUCGUGCGCUGGGAGACGCAUCCGAACAGUCCGUACGUGUUCGACGUGGAGGGCAACGUGAUUGCUCCGCUGAGCGAGACGAGCUACCCGCAUCCCCGGAGGACCCACGGCCAGGACAGCCUCUCCUCGUCCCGAGUUUGUUCGCCCUCGCCCUGCGAAACCAUUUCCACUUUGACGGACGACGACGAACGGGGUGAAGAUGAGGAUCUGCCGCCGGAGGAGGAUGAGUGCCGCAGUGCGGACAACGAUAGUCCCCACUCAGUGGCCACGCCCAUCAACGAGUCGCGGGAGAAGCUCUUCCCGACGGUGGCCACCUCCAGUCCGUCCACGCCCACGCCGCAGCACCUGUUCAACGAGAACUUCGACGAGUUCUCGGGCAGCCAGUCCAGCGUCCAGCAGCAGCGCAGCAUGAAGAGCUACCUGCACACCUUCGAUCGCCGGAACUCGGACACCACCUACCUGCUGGGGCGGCGCAGCUCCGGGGAGCGUGUGAAUCUGGCGGACGAGAUACGAAAGCUGUCCGAUCACCUGCUCAUGCUGGCCGAGAUCAACACCAAGCUGGGGGAUGCCAACAAUAAUGGAGGUAAGCCGGAUCCUCCAGCUCCUGUGGUGGCUCCCGUGGUGGCUCCCGCCGGCAGCACCUCCAGCAAGACCUCCGAGAUCAGCCAGGAAGGCAAUAGAUCGACCAGCAAAAGCACUUCCAGCAGCAGCUGGAAUCGUCCCACUCCGAGAGGAGGACUGCUCAGCCAGGCCAGCAGCAGCAGCCAAAGCCAAAGCAGCUACGAUGAUGGCCAGGGCAAGACCAAGAUCAGUUCGCUGUCCGUCAGGCUGCAGCAGUCCAUCGAGGAGACACCAAAGUUGAGCAAUGGCAACGGCUCCUCCAGCAAAUCGCUGCUGCAGUCUCGUGUGCAAACGGUGAGCACUUCCAAUGCCAGGAGCAUAGCCAGUCAGCAUGUACAAAAAACCAGCACCACCUCCUCCAAGGUGAUCUCCAGCAGCAGCACCACCACCAGCUCAAGGAAUCAUAUAUCUUCGAGCGCCAGCAACCAAAUCUCCUCCAGCAACCAAAUAUCCAACAGCGCAAGCAAUCAAAUUUCUUCGAGCGCCAGCAAUCAAAUCUCUUCGAGCGCCAGCAACCAAAUCUCCAACAGCGCCAGCAGCGAAUCAGCCAGCAGUCGACGUGCCAAGUUCCGGAUAAACCAGAUGAGCAGGGAUGUGCCCGUGGGACUGCCGGAUACCCACCAGACCGUCAAUCUGGAGGAGGCGGCCAACACCACCAAGGACUGCCUGCUGCAUUUGCUGGAGAAGUACAACGAGACCCGCAUCCGCAAUCCCGUGGGUCGUCACCAGAGCAUCAGCGUCGACUGGCAUGUGAGCGACAACCUGGAGUACCGCUCCAUGAGCUCCAUCAAUGCCUUCUUCCAACGGCACAACCCCAACGGCGGUGGACACAACGUUCGACACAUUCAGGCCCAGUUGGAGGAGAAGGCGGCGGGGAAGUAGGCCUGCAGUUAAGGAGUCCACUGUAUAUAUCCGAUAUAUAUAUAUAUAUAUAUAUAUAUAUAUAUAUAUAUAUAUAUAUAUAUAUAUAUAUAUAUAUAUAUUUAUAUGUAGAAUACAGAUCAACCAAGAUGGAACCUAUGUAAAGCAACAAUGCGAAUGAAACAAAUUAAUAUUUAUGUACUUGAUGUAAGCAAUAAAUCAAAUUAAAUUAUUAAAUAAAAG